UGCAAUAUAAUGACAACUCGCGGAGAGACGGCGUCUCUUGGCUGGUAAGCAGCUACUGCCGGUCACAAGAAUCCAGAGCGUCUGUUCUCUGCCGGAAAGGGUUCCGGGACGUGCCAACCUUUAUGGUUUCCAUAGAAACAAGGCCUCUGCCGUCGAGACGGCCCUGCUUCGCUUUGAAGAGAAUAAUCUGUUGGGAGGUGGUGAUUAAGAGAAGGGAACUCUUUAAAGGAAUUCGUCCCCGCUCAGCUCUGAGGACCUUUCAGUUGGAGGGGCGUUGACUUUGUUCACCGGCCUCCCUUUAAUCAAAGGUAUCCUCUUUCUCAGGAACAACAAUGUUAUAUGCAGAGAAAGAUUUAGAUGAACUUCUUAUCUGUAAAGAACAAGAACUGAAAGAAUUACAAGCUCGACAGAUCCAUUUUCAGCAAACUACACUCCAAGAAACCAGAAAACAACUUCAAGAAGUGCACAGGAAAUAUAACACUUUAAAAGAAGAUUUCAUUUACAACCUUAAAGUCUUAGAGGAGAGAGAUAGAGAAUUGGAGCGCUAUGAUACCUUGUUCAUCCAGUUGAAAAUGGUUGAAAAUGCCAACCAAGCAGAGGUUAGUGAUCUUAGAAUACAGGUGGAUAAGCUGCAACAGGGACUAGCUCAGGAAACAAAAAAACAAGAAGCUCUCAAAGAUCAAUAUCAUCGGAAACUGAAAGAACACCAAUUAGCCUUGGAACAGCUUCACAGUUCCAAAGAUGCUGACAUCAGCCAUUGUCAUGAGGAAUAUGAAAAUAUGAAAGAACAAUUGGAGAGAAAGCUCCAGGAAGUCGAUGGUGAACUUGCUUUGCAAAGACAGGAACUUCUUGUAGAAAUUGACACAGAAAUUAAAAAAAGAGAGCAUGAGUUUCGACAGAAAGCAAAUGAAAUGAGCAACUUAGUUCUGUCCCAUGAGCUUAAGGUGAAAUUGUUGACCAAAGAAUUAGAGGCUUUGAAAGAAGCUGGAAUGAAAGCAGCAGAAUCACUGAAAGUGGCAGAAGCAGCUAAUUUGGAGCUUGAAAAACAAGUUAGAUGCAAAGAUUGGGAAAUAAAAGCUAAUACAGCCGUAAAAGAUGCUCAGAUACAGGAUUUAGAAAGUAAACUUGCUUCAGUGCAGCUUGGCUGGGAAAAAGAAAAAGAAAAAUUUGAGAGAAAGCAUGCUACAAUAGAUCACUUUGCCAGAGAAAAGGAGGCAGUGAUUGCUUCAAUGAAACAAGCUCAUGUUGAACAAACACACAGAUGGAAAAAUCAAAUCCAAAAACUACAGACAAAUAAGAAAACUUUGGAAAUGAAAUUAGAUGAGGCUGAGUAUAGGUUUAGAGACCAGUUGAGAGAAAAAGAGACUAUAAUUGAAAAACUUGAACAUGAACUAGAAGAACUGAAAACAAACUGGGAUUCUCAAGUAGCUCAGAUAUCCAAAGAGACCGUUUCCAAGAAUUUACAGAUUCAAGCACAGCAAGAAGAAGUAGUAAAGCUAAAAGCAGAGGUGGUUGCCUUAAAUCAAGAUAUUGAAAGAUAUAAGCAACAGCUUUCACUUGAAAUAGAGAAAGAAGAGAGUUUGGAAAGAGCUAAAGUGCAAGGAGAGCUGGAAUGGCAGCGGCGAUGUGAGAAUGCUGAAAGGAAUCAAUAUCAUAAAUCAGAGGCUCUGAUACAGAACCUGUCAACAGCUAGGGACCAGGCUACUGCUGCACUAAAAGAAAAGGAAGAAAAAUUGCAUGGAUUAGAGGUACUGUUGUCUACUGUAGCUGUUGAAAGAGACCAAGCUUGUCAACAACUUCGCUUGCUAAAAGAGAAACAGGGUAUGGUAGGAGUUUCUGAACAUCUUCCUCCUGCUGAUAUCCAGACAUUACAGCAGCAGAACAAUAUCUUGAGGUCUGUUAUUGCAGAAAUGAGAAAAGAAAUGGAGACCCUUAAUUAUCAGGCAGCUUCCUUUGAUGACAUCAAAAUGAAAAUGCAAAAUGCAGACCAUAAGCAGUUCCUGCAAGAGGAGAUCAGAACAUUGAAAAAAACACGUGAGGCAAUAGACAAACAGAAAGAAAAUGCAACAGAAGCUUCAAGAAAAGUACUUGUGCCUUCUCUUAAUGUAACUAGAUGUAAUAAAGCUACUCAAACUUUCCAUCUGGACUACUUUGUCAGUGGGAAUGAUGAAUCCAUUGGUAAAAUGGCUCCAGGUGGAUUCCGUUCAUCCCAAGCAACAGUUACUUAGUAUGGCCACAGGUGACGGACCUCAUCAACAUUUUAGAAAACAUGGAAAAGUGAUUCAAGACAGACUGAAAGGAGCUGCAAAAAAGAUCUGCUGCCUGAGCAAAGAGAAACAACAGCUACUAGAGAUGGUAAAUAGACUAAGAACGGAACUUGGAGAAGCUUCAAAGGAAGGAUUUCAGGAUUGCAAUGACUCAAAAAACCCUCAAAAUGAGACAUUCCCUAGUGCCCUUUAUCCCAAAGAACUUGUACAAGAAGCAAAGCAGCAUUUUCUAGCUUUAGAACAUUUGCAGUGCCAUCUUACAAAACAGAUUGGAUCAGACUCAUGUUCAAGAAACUGCACUGCAGCUCCCUCAGUAUCCAAAGCCCCUGUGCUACAGCAGCCUCAACAGCUCGGAAGAGAAAGUCCAAGCAUACCCCAGCAAAGUUGGUUAUCAUCUAGUGCUCCUAGUUCCUUGGAGGAAAUUUGGCAAAUGUUAGAGAUGGGAUCAAGUCCUUCAGUUCUCAGCCCCAGAAACAUUGACCAAGAAAAAUGCCAGAUUAUCUAUGAACCCAAACAAAUUGAAGAAUCUCCAAGAAAAGCACAAGUAGAUCCAUUGGCUGUCAAGGGAACAAAGUUUGAUGUUCAAGCAAAGCUAAAACCAAAGAAAUCACCUUACAUUCAAUCCAACAAACUCCAAAAAUCUCAACGAAUAACUAAAAUCCGCAAUUACAAUAUAAAGGACUGAGAUUUCACUGAACUAUUACAUUUUCUUUGUAUAGUAUGCUGAGAUUCUUUGUUUUCAUUAAAGAUACAAAAUAGUUUAAAUAUUAGUCUUUCAGCUGCAUUGAUAUCACUAAUCUCAUAUUAUUGCAUAUCAAAAAUGCUCAUUUUUCUUUUUCUGCAUUGAAUAAAAUGUAAAAGUCUACCCAAAA
Messenger RNA from Thamnophis sirtalis, 3139 nucleotides. NCBI's taxonomy places the organism in Eukaryota, Metazoa, Chordata, Lepidosauria, Squamata, Natricidae. The record is from RefSeq and is a predicted model, not a curated record.